GCUGACUGCAUGGGUCGUUUCGCCCACCUCAACGAGAUCACGCGACCUCAAUUCCUCAUUACAUACUAGUAGCUGCGUCUCGCAUCUCGUCUCCAGCUUGAGCAUUUUACUAUAUCCCAUAACCUCAAUCCUUCACAUCAUCCUCAACAUCUCAUUGACUCUAACAUGGAUUCACGAGACAAGUUGGCGCGGGAUGCACUCAAGUCCCAGUUCAUGCGUCGUGUUUACCUCGAGCGACCGGAUCAUGACGACUCGCAAGGCUGUAAUGCCGGCUCCCUGUUGCACGACAUCGUUGAUGUUGCCGACGAUUCAUAUCCGCGACAAUUUCAUUACUCGCGCGAGACCUACGUAUACAUUUACGUACUCAAGCUCAGGUCAGACGGGAGCGAAGUGCUCUGCAAGGUGGCUGCAGCAUCACUCACGGGAGAGAAGCGCCUAGUCCAAGAAGCUCGGAUGUACGAAUCCCCGAACACGGCGUCACUCCAGGGCACUGUGAUGCCCAAAUACCACGGCCUCUUUCAAGGGGAUGUGAACAGCUUCUUCAAGGUGACGUGCAUGAUACUGGAACACUGCGGGAAGCCCUUGUCUCGACCACUUAUACACGAAGAUUUCGCAUUCAGAGAUGCAGUAUUGAAUGCGUACAGCCAACUACACACGGCGCCAGCCAUGCUCGUCAAGGGCGAUGCCUCGGAGUACAAAUACGAAGAUAUUGUCCGCAGGGGGAAUGGCCAGCCGUGCCUGGUUGAUUAUGGGUCUUCACGACCGCACAGGGGCGAUUGUGAUCAACCCAGAUUCGACUUCAAAAGUUUCACGCCGAUUCCAGGCACAGACCUGUCCUGUGGAGAGAUACUCGAAGUCUCUAAAGCUGCUGGGGCAUUAAUGGAUAAUUCUUUCGAAAUCAAAGGUAUUGGGCCUAUGCACUAUCAUCCGAAGAAAACGAUCGCGGAUUAUUGGAGAUCGGCCCGUAGCGAGAUGAUGGCGCGAGGGUAUAACGAAACGGGCGGGCACGAAGUGAUACAGAAACACCUCGAAGAAUACAAGAACUACCUCAAGGACAUGGAGGCUCUUGGAAAGCCGGGGAAUGAUGAGUGAAAUGAGACCGCGAUCUAUGUGCGCCGUACACGCAUUACGCAUCAGUGAUACUUAGUAGAACGAACCGGAGUGAAUCGCGUUGAGUACGCACGCUGUACAAAUAUGACUGAGUCUGUUGCUUCGCAUGACCUCGGCCAGCCUGAGUGCCCUCAGGCCGGGAAUUAGAGAUCGCGUAUGCGCUUCGAGGGGCAUGAGAAGCAUUCGAUACAGAACCAAUCCGAGUGGGACACAAGUAUAAGGCGUUAGACUUGAGCGGCCGAGCGUAUAGUACGAACUGCCACACUAGUCUGCAUUUACUAACCGCAACAGGACGAAGCUUACACUGGCAGUAGAACGUUCACUGUUCUCUGCCUCUCAGCGAGCUCUAUCACGUGCGUGUGGCCCGACGCGUGGGCAACGCGGCUGAGGCUCCCUCAUCCAUCCUCCUCAU
Messenger RNA from Rhodofomes roseus, 1522 nucleotides. RefSeq lists its product as uncharacterized. Lineage: Eukaryota; Fungi; Basidiomycota; Agaricomycetes; Polyporales; Fomitopsidaceae. The record is from RefSeq and is a predicted model, not a curated record. The coding region runs from base 166 to 1092 and encodes 308 amino acids. The transcript is spliced from 4 exons.